Molecule: messenger RNA, 1867 nt
Organism: Magallana angulata
Lineage: Eukaryota; Metazoa; Mollusca; Bivalvia; Ostreida; Ostreidae
Exons: 2
Coding region: 32-1684 (550 amino acids)
Molecular function (GO): zinc ion binding
Source: RefSeq, a predicted model, not a curated record
CUCACGUUCUGAUUGCGCAUGUGGUGUGCAGAUGAUGGAAUCUAGAAAUGAAGCCCAGGAUUUUGUUGGAUGUGAUCUAUGUCAGCAACCAGUAUCAUUUUUCUGCAGACGAUGCGGGGUCAAUCUCUGUGAUCCCUGUGUCCCCAUACAUCUACGCGUGAAAUCUAAGAACGGCCAUGACAUUGUAGAUUACACCAGCAAGGAUGAUGACGACACAUGUCACUGUGAUUCCCACCCCCAAAACGAUUGUUUCGCAUACUGUAAAACGUGUGAUGCUCCGAUAUGCAUCCUCUGUGUAUCUAUCAAACACAAAUCACACGAAAUGUCUGAGCUGUCCGAUAAAAUUGAAGAACUUUUAAAGGUUAUCGCGGAGGAAAAUGAUCGACUUCAGUCAUCCAAACAUGAAUUAGAAAAAAUUCUUGAUCACACGACGAAGAUGUUGUCCUCAAUAUCCUUAUAUUACAAACAGCGGAAAGAUGAAGUUACGGCGCGGGGAGAAGAGUGGCACAAACAGAUCGAGGAGACCGUGAAGAAACUUCACCAGGAACUGGAUGACACGCAAAAGGAACACGAAGCUGUACUACAAAAACGAAAGAAAGAAUUUGAAGAAAUGGUUGGAAAAGUGGAUGAAAUGAACGGGAAAACAGUAAAAUUAAAGAAAUCAAAAAAUGUUAAAGAAAUGCAGACUUUUGUGCCAGUGAUUCAGAAUCAUCAGAAUUUAAAUGAGUUCUCACAGUAUUCAUUUCCGUCAUUUCAUGAAUGCAAAAUAGAUCCAAAUUAUUUACAAACUUAUUUCGGAUACGUUGAAAAAAUGCAAGAGAAAAAAACUUCGCUCUCGGAAUAUGAAUUCAAAGAAAGGGAGUUAGCGGGUAGAAGAAUAUUAGAGGUACCAACAGUUACUUCUGUUAUAGAAACUAAGUUCCCUGCUAGUGAAAACUAUCAAACUCGUCUGUAUGGCAUGGCCGUUACUGACGAUAACAAGGUGUGGAUGGGAGGAGCAAGCAGAAAACUGAAGUUGUUUGAUCUCCAGGGACACCUCCACCACACCGUCAGCAUUACUUACCAUGGCAUGUACUUAUGUAUGUACAACAAACAAGUAGUAUACAGUGAUCAAUCAGAUAAAGCCGUGAGAAUGAUAUCUGACACCGACACUGUGGUGACGAUGUUCAAAACCGGGGACUGGAUGCCAUACGGCGUCACAAGCGCCGCGUCCGGUGGUCUACUGGUUUGUCUCCGUAAAGACGAUCAGUGCAAAGUCGUCCGAUACAGCAGUACCCGUACCGUGCUCCAGGAAAUCCAGUACGACUCGCAGGGUCAACCUCUGUACAAAGACGCGACUUGCAUCACUGAGAAUGUCAACGGUGACAUCAUUGUAACUGACUGGCAGAAAAAAGCAGCCAUUGCUGUCGAUAGAUUGGGUAUAUUUCGGUACUCGUACUCGGGGAAGGACAUUGAAUUUUUUGCCUGUUCAGUCGCCACUGAUUCUGUCGGUCACGUCAUCGUUACAGGUGGUGUUGGUAGAAAUAUUUCCAUGCUGGACAGAGACGGACAAUUCCUGAGAUACAUCAUUCCUGAAGGAGGAAUAAAAGAUCCACGCGGCGUGUGUAUCCUUGGUCACGGUGAGAUGAUGGUGGGAGAGUGUAAGACCGGAAUCGCUAAAAGAAUCAAAUACUUAGAUGAAUGAAGGCACGUCUGUGUUAUUUAUCAUUCUGUUACAAUAACAGUAGAAAUGGGUAUUUGACAUUUAUGACUUUGACUUUAAUUUACUAUUUGUACAACCAUACUGCAUAAGUCUAGUAUCCACUCAUAUACAAUACAGUAUAAAACUCGACUCAUACUAUAUACAUGUAUAGACUGUAUGGCGAAA